GGGGACGGAAAAAAAUGGCGUCUAGUCAUGGAGCUGCUGCCACGGCGGCGGCGCUCCAGAACCACCACCAGUACUCCAGCGGACCCCCCUGGAGCCCGGGCACCAGCCCGCAGCAGCAGUACCACACGGCCCGCAGCCUGGACCGGGCUCUGGAGGACGCGGGCUGCUCGGGGAUCCUGAACCUGAGCGGCAGGAAGCUGCGCGAGUACCCGGGGCUGAGCUACGACCUCACGGACACCACACAAGCAGACCUGUCUAAGAACCGGCUGACGGACGUCCCCCCCGAGGUCUGCCUGUUCGCCCCCCUGGAGUCGCUCAGCCUCUACCACAACUGCAUCAAGAGCAUCCCGGAGGCCGUCGUCAACCUGCAGAUGCUCACGUACCUGGACAUCAGCCGGAACCUCCUGCCGGCGCUGCCCCGCUUCCUGUUCAGCCUCCCGCUCAAGGUUCUCCUGGUGAGCAACAACAAGCUGGCCGCGCUGCCCGAGGAGCUGGGCCGGGCCAAGGACCUGAUGGAGCUGGACGUGAGCUGUAAUGAGAUCCAGGUGCUGCCGGCUCAGGUGGGGCGGCUGCGCUCGCUGAGGGAACUCAACAUCAGGAAGAACCGUCUCCACCUGCUGCCCGAGGAGCUGGCCGAUCUGCCCCUCGUCCUCCUCGAUUUCUCCUGCAACAAGAUCACAGAGAUUCCUCCGGCCUACAGGAAGCUCUGGCAGCUGCAGCACAUCAUCCUGGACAACAACCCCAUGCAGUCGCCACCUGCACAGAUUUGCCUCAAGGGCAAAGUGCACAUCUUCAAGUACCUGAACAUCCAGGCGUGCCGGACGGACAAGAAGCCGGACACGCUGGACCUGCCCUCGCUCGGCAAGCGCUGCCUUCCACAGCCGCUCACAGACAGCAUGGAAGAUUUUUAUCCCGGGAAGAACCACGGGCCCGACUCUGGAAUUGGAAGUGACAACGGAGACAAGAGGCUUUCUGCCACUGAGCCUUCGGACGACGACACCGUCAGCCUCCACUCUCAGGUCUCGGAGACGGCUCGCGCUGACGCCCUUUCCCUUCUCUCGAAGAUGGAUUCCGUCAAAGAUCAGGACCUGUAUGACUUCAUAGAGGCCAACCCGGACGAGGACCCGGCUCUGUCCGAGUGUGACGGGCAGCAGAGCCACGUGUCCUGCAUCAAGGAACUGGAGAAGGUUCUCAACAUGUCCCACCAGAGCAAAGACAAAGAGGAGUCGGGCUCCGAUAAGGAGCAGCUGGUUGAGGAGGAGGAUGACGAGCUGAAGGAGGUGCUGGACUUGAGGAAGAUUGCUGUGCAGCUUUUGCAGCAGGAGCAGCAGAACAGGCGACGGUCCUUGAUUUGCAGAGCAGAAAGUCUCAUCCACCGACGGAGAGUGACGGGCCGAGCACACAGGUUUCUGAGCUACUCCGGAAGCUCCGGCAGCAAACCGAGGCCCUCCCCUCAGACCGCCCGCAGCGCUUCUCUGGAUGAAGGCAGCAGCGGAGCGCCGGUGCUGAGCGGACAGCCUUCGUCCUCGUGCUCAUUCGACGGCGGCCUGAAGUCGGAUCAGUCGAAGUCGGAGCCCAAUUGGCCCGAAGUCCCACCGGUCCUCAAUCAGAACGAAGACCGCAGGAGGAACAAGUACCUGAGGAAAGAUUACCUGAAGUACAAGUGUCAGAGCGCUCGGAAAAGCUCCGGCGGGAACGACGACAGUGAGGAGGGAUUGCGCAAUGUUGACUUCAGCACCACGCUGACUGUGUUUGGACUGAAGCCGAGAUCAGCCUUCACCAAAGGAAGCCGCCAGGAGUUCGCCUCCACGGACCCCAGCUUCACCAUGAGGAGGAAGAUGGAGCACUUGAGGGAGGAAAUCGAGCAGAUAGGACUCCUACGGCAGAACAUGGAGUCCAGGCUCAAGGUUCUGCUCCCGGACGACGUCGGCGCCGCUCUGAUGGACGGGGUGGUGCUUUGCCAUUUAGCCAAUCACAUCUGUCCUCGCUCCGUCGCCAGCAUCCACGUGCCGUCUCCCGCCGUGCCGAAGCUCAGCAUGGCGAAGUGCCGAAGGAAUGUGGAGAACUUCUUGGAUGCCUGUAAGAGGCUGGGCGUGACUCAGGACAAGCUGUGUCUGCCCCAUCACAUCCUGGAGGAGCGCGGCCUGCUGAAGGUGGGGGCCACCGUCCAGGCUCUGCUGGACCUGCCCACGCCCACGCACCCGGCAGCCGUUUGAACCCCCCCACCCACGUAGCCCGGGACCGGAGAGGGCGAUGGACCCCGUGUGGGUCUCUGGGCCGUUUGCUUUCUGCCUGACUGAAACAGGAGCGCCUCUUCGGGCCUCUUCAUAUGACGUCAGCCACCUCCUCCUCCGCCUCCGCGCUGCCCCACCUCCACCUCCUUUCCUACGUGUGUGUCCGGUUCCAAGUCACCGGGGGGGGGGGGGUCCUGUACAUGUGUGGACCAGCGGCGUGACCGCGAGGGGGGAUGACAGACGUGUGACUCCCUGAAGAGACGGAUGCUGACCGCGGACUGACCUCGAGGGUUCUGACACUCGUUGGGUUUCUCUUCUUUAUUGUGUGGAAUUUUUUUACAUUUUUUUCCACGUGAAAAUCAAAUUUUUUUAUUUGAUAGUGUUGUUUUUACAUUCUGUUCCUGCUGUGUCUGCUUUUCAGCACCCAAACCUGAUUUAUUAAGUUGUGCUGACUUUUCUGAGCUGUCACAUCUCAACGUCGGCCUUCUUUUUGUUGAGCGGCGAGAAUCUGGAUCUGACGCCGUGCGCACAGGUCGCUACCACCGACCCGCACGCCGUGACCUUUGACCUCUGUGAGAGGAACGCUCGAGGCUUCAGGUCCGGUUUUUUGUAGCGUUUUUCUUUUUUCAUGCAACGUUUCUGAAGAAAAAAACGAUUCUGUAGAACUUUUGUAACGAUUUUAUACUUUUAUUUCCAGUUAUUGCCGAUCAUCAAACGCCAUUCAGUUGCAUAACCUGUGAUGAAACAUGCUGUGUGUGUGUGUGUGUGUGCGCGUGUGUGUGCGUGUGUGUGUGUGCUUCUACACACUGCCACCUGUGUGUGUGUUUGUGCUGUGUGUGUGUGUCCUUCUACACACUGCUGACCCGUUGCUGUGUGUAUGUGUGUGUGCGUGCGUGUGUUUCCUUCUACACACAGCUACCUAUGUGUGUGUGUGCAUGCAUGUGUGUGUGUGUGUGUGCGUGCUUCUACACAUUGCCACCUGUGUGUGUGUGCAUGCGUGUGUGUGUGUGUGCGUGCUUCUACACAUUGCCACCUGUGUGUGUGCAUGCGUGUGUUUCCUUCUACACACUGCCACCUAUGUGUGUGUGUGUGCAUGCGUGUGUGUGUGUGCGUGCAUGUGUUUCCUUCUACACACUGCCACCUAUGUGUGUGUGUGAGCGUGUGUGUGUGCUUCUACACACUGCCACCUAUGUGUGUGUGUGUGCAUGCGUGUGUGCGUGUGUUUCCUUCUACACACUGCCACCUAUGUGUGUGUGUGUGUGUGCAUGCGUGUGUGCGUGUGUUUCCUUCUACACACUGCCACCUGUAUGUGUGCGUGUGUGCGUGUGUUUCCUUCUACACACUGCCACCUGUGUGUGUGUGCAUGCGUGUGUGUGUGUGUGCGUGUGUUUCCUUCUACACACAGCCACCUGAGCGUGUGUGUUUGUGUUUGUGUGCUUCUACACACUGCCACCUGUGUGUGUGUUUGUGUGUGUCCAACCCACUGCCGACCCGCUGCUGUGUGUGUGUCUUUGUGUGUGUGUGUGUGUGUGUGUGUGUGUGUGUGUGUGCCUUCUACACACUGCCAGCCCGCUGCUGUGUGUGUGUGGUUUCUUAUACAGUUAAUUAUUUCAGGGAAAUGAAAUUAUUUAUGUAUUUAUUCAUGUUUUAUUUCAUUGUUUACGUUGUGUGUUCGGGUGUGUCCACCUGAACGUUUAGAUGUCCCCCGGUCAACUUCAUAACUCUGAGGCAGGAAAUCAGAAAAUGACUGUAAGCAUCUGGAAGAGAAGCUCCUCUUCAUCCUUUUCAUCAUCUGCAUGUCGCAUAUCGGCGUAACGUGACAGCUGUCACACGUCAACAACACGCUAAACACACGCGUGUGCACCGUGUCAGUGGAGCCGCUUACAGUGUGGACAAAAGGUUAUUAAAGGUUCUUAUUUGAAGGAUUAUUAUUUCUGCAGAGCAAUAUCAAUCUUCUUGUCGGGGCAGACGCUCCACGGGAAAAACACUCAACGAUCCUGGAGAUUAAAGUAAAGCUUUAAAUUAAUAAAUAUUAAUAUCAUAAAUCAGAGUUAGUGAUGAUGGACGAAGGCUUUCUGUGUUUUAUGGUUUAUUUAAUGUACAGAGGGAAAGUAUUCAGACCCCUUUUUAAAAUGUUCACUCUUUGUUUCAUUGCAGCCAUUUGCUAAAAUCAAAAAAGUUCAUUUUAUUUCUCAUGGUUGUUCCCUCGGCUCCCCAUCUGGACCGGAAAAUACAGAAAUGUAGAAAUUUGUGCAAAUUUAUUAAAAAAGAAAAACUGAAAUAUCCCAUAAGAAGCUGAGGACUCGCAUCAAUGACGUCAUUCAAUGAAAUGUGACUAUUAAAGGCUUUCUGGACAUAAACGUU
Pseudoliparis swirei is the source of this 4598-nucleotide messenger RNA. RefSeq names its product leucine-rich repeats and calponin homology (CH) domain containing 2 (gene lrch2). NCBI's taxonomy places the organism in Eukaryota, Metazoa, Chordata, Actinopteri, Perciformes, Liparidae. The transcript is spliced from 21 exons. The coding region runs from base 15 to 2216 and encodes 733 amino acids. The record is from RefSeq and is a predicted model, not a curated record. Gene Ontology annotation, molecular function: protein binding.